CUUCUGUCUCUUCACCUCUAGGAAAUCUCGGGGCUUUGCUCUAUCGCAAGUGCUCGCCAGGGUGAUUUCUGAUCACCCCAACCCGAAGUGCUGGCGUCCGAAUGCAUUUUCGUCUGCUGUGCAAAGAAGAGCCAUGAACUUAAAAACCCUCAAGACGGAUUUUUAAUCCUGCCUGGUAGGCAAGGAAAACCCUCCAUCCCCCGCCACCGGCCACCCCUCUCCCGAGACUCUGCAAUCGCCGAGGUGCUCAGAGCCGGAAGGGGACGCUUUGGGAAUGACCAUGCUCCGAGGAGGGACAGAGCUGGCCCCCAGCUUCUCUACACACAGCCUCCUCCACUAACGCUCCAAAAAUCAAAAAACCGUAAUUGCCAGAGGAAUCAUUAAAAAAAAAAAUAGUCCAGCCACCAACCUCACAUGCAAAGGGAAUAAUUACUCUGGAUUCUGCAUCGUGAGCUGCUCUCCAUCCACUGACUUACCUUUGAAUUCAAUCUUUUUUUUUUCUUUGAAUUUGCAUCUCUUCAAGACACAAGAUUCAAACAAAAUUCACGAUAAAUUGGAUUUUAAAUUACCUUCCUUUCAUUUAUCCUUCAUCUUUCUUAUGUGGAUAUGCAAGCGAGAAGAGGAGCUUGGACAUUCCCAACAUGCUCACUCCCUUAAUCCGAUCGUCUAGAGGUUUGGCUUCUACAAACCAAGGGAGUCAACGAGUUGAAGAUGAAGCCCAGAGCAGAGUGCUGUUCACCCAAGUUUUGGUUGGUGUUGGCUGUCCUGGCCGUGUCAGGCAGCAGAGCUCGUUCUCAGAAGAGCCCCCCCAGCAUUGGCAUCGCUGUCAUCCUCGUGGGCACUUCAGACGAGGUGGCCAUCAAGGAUGCCCACGAGAAAGAUGACUUCCAUCAUCUCUCUGUGGUGCCCCGUGUGGAGCUAGUAGCCAUGAAUGAGACCGAUCCAAAGAGCAUCAUCACCCGUAUCUGUGACCUCAUGUCGGACCGAAAGAUCCAGGGGGUGGUGUUUGCUGACGACACUGACCAGGAAGCCAUCGCCCAGAUCCUUGACUUCAUUUCAGCCCAGACUCUCACCCCCAUCCUGGGCAUCCACGGGGGAUCCUCUAUGAUCAUGGCAGACAAGGAUGAAUCCUCCAUGUUCUUCCAGUUUGGCCCAUCUAUUGAACAGCAAGCUUCCGUGAUGCUCAACAUCAUGGAGGAGUAUGACUGGUACAUCUUUUCUAUCGUCACCACCUACUUCCCUGGCUACCAGGACUUUGUGAACAAGAUUCGCAGCACCAUUGAGAACAGCUUCGUGGGCUGGGAGCUAGAGGAAGUCCUCUUGCUGGACAUGUCCCUGGAUGAUGGAGAUUCGAAGAUUCAGAACCAGCUCAAGAAACUUCAAAGCCCCAUCAUUCUUCUUUAUUGUACUAAGGAAGAGGCCACCUACAUCUUUGAAGUGGCUAACUCAGUAGGGCUGACUGGCUGUGGCUACACGUGGAUUGUGCCUAGUCUGGUGGCAGGGGAUACAGACACAGUGCCCUCGGAGUUCCCCACCGGGCUCAUCUCUGUGUCCUAUGAUGAAUGGGACUAUGGCCUCCCUGCCAGAGUGAGGGAUGGAAUUGCCAUAAUCACCACCGCUGCUUCUGACAUGCUGUCUGAGCACAGCUUCAUCCCGGAGCCCAAGAGCAGUUGUUACAACACCCAUGAGAAGAGGAUCUACCAGUCCAAUAUGCUGAAUAGGUAUCUGAUCAAUGUCACUUUUGAGGGGAGAAAUCUGUCCUUCAGUGAAGAUGGCUACCAGAUGCACCCGAAACUGGUGAUAAUCCUUCUGAACAAGGAGAGGAAGUGGGAGAGGGUGGGGAAGUGGAAAGACAAGUCCCUGCAGAUGAAGUACUACUUGUGGCCCCGAAUGUGUCCUGAGACAGAAGAGCAGGAGGAUGACCAUCUGAGCAUCGUAACGCUGGAGGAGGCUCCGUUUGUUAUUGUGGAGAGUGUGGACCCUCUGAGUGGAACCUGCAUGAGGAACACAGUCCCCUGCCAAAAACGCAUCGUCUCCCAGAAUAAAACAGAUGAGGAGCCAGGUUACAUCAAAAAAUGCUGCAAGGGCUUCUGUAUUGACAUCCUUAAGAAAAUUUCCAAAUCUGUGAAGUUCACCUAUGACCUUUACCUGGUCACCAAUGGCAAGCAUGGGAAGAAAAUCAAUGGAACCUGGAAUGGUAUGAUUGGAGAGGUGGUCAUGAAGAGGGCCUACAUGGCGGUGGGGUCACUCACCAUCAACGAGGAGCGAUCCGAGGUGGUCGACUUCUCUGUGCCCUUCAUAGAGACCGGCAUCAGUGUCAUGGUGUCACGCAGCAAUGGGACUGUCUCACCGUCUGCCUUCUUAGAGCCCUUCAGCGCUGAUGUCUGGGUUAUGAUGUUUGUGAUGCUGCUCAUUGUCUCAGCUGUGGCUGUCUUUGUCUUUGAAUACUUCAGCCCUGUGGGUUAUAACAGGUGCCUCGCUGAUGGUAGAGAGCCAGGGGGCCCAUCUUUUACCAUCGGCAAAGCUAUUUGGUUACUGUGGGGCCUGGUGUUUAACAACUCCGUCCCGGUGCAGAACCCAAAGGGGACCACCUCCAAGAUCAUGGUGUCAGUAUGGGCCUUCUUCGCUGUCAUCUUCCUGGCCAGCUACACUGCCAAUUUAGCUGCCUUCAUGAUCCAAGAGGAGUAUGUGGACCAGGUUUCUGGCCUGAGUGACAAAAAGUUCCAGAGACCUAAUGACUUCUCACCCCCUUUUCGCUUUGGGACGGUGCCCAAUGGCAGCACAGAGAGGAAUAUUCGCAAUAACUAUGCAGAAAUGCAUGCCUACAUGGGAAAGUUCAACCAGAGGGAUGUGGAUGAUGCGUUGCUCUCCCUGAAAACAGGGAAACUGGAUGCCUUCAUCUAUGAUGCAGCAGUGCUCAACUACAUGGCAGGCAGAGACGAAGGCUGCAAGCUGGUGACCAUUGGCAGCGGGAAGGUCUUUGCUUCCACUGGGUAUGGCAUUGCCAUCCAAAAAGAUUCUGGGUGGAAACGCCAGGUGGACCUUGCUAUCCUGCAACUCUUUGGAGAUGGGGAGAUGGAGGAGCUGGAAGCUCUCUGGCUCACUGGCAUUUGCCACAAUGAGAAGAACGAGGUCAUGAGCAGCCAGUUGGACAUUGAUAACAUGGCAGGAGUCUUCUACAUGUUGGGAGCAGCCAUGGCUCUCAGCCUUAUCACCUUCAUCUGUGAACACCUUUUCUAUUGGCAGUUCCGGCACUGCUUUAUGGGUGUCUGUUCCGGCAAGCCUGGCAUGGUCUUCUCCAUCAGCAGAGGUAUCUACAGCUGCAUCCAUGGAGUGGCUAUCGAGGAGCGUCAAUCCGUGAUGAAUUCCCCCACCGCGACCAUGAAUAACACCCACUCCAACAUCCUGCGCCUGCUUCGCACGGCCAAGAACAUGGCCAACCUGUCCGGGGUGAACGGCUCCCCGCAGAGCGCCCUGGACUUCAUCCGCCGCGAGUCCUCCGUCUACGACAUCUCCGAGCACCGUCGCAGCUUCACACAUUCCGACUGCAAGUCCUACAACAACCCGCCCUGCGAGGAGAACCUCUUCAGCGACUACAUCAGCGAGGUGGAGAGGACUUUCGGCAACCUGCAGCUGAAGGACAGCAACGUGUACCAAGACCACUAUCACCACCACCACCGGCCCCACAGCAUCGGCAGCACCAGCUCCAUCGACGGGCUCUACGACUGUGACAACCCGCCCUUCACCGCCCAGCCGCGCUCCAUCAGCAAGAAGCCCCUGGACAUCGGCCUCCCCUCCUCCAAGCACAGCCAGCUCAGUGACCUGUACGGCAAGUUCUCCUUCAAGGGUGACCGCUACGGUGGCCACGACGACCUGAUCCGCUCCGACGUGUCCGACAUCUCCACCCACACCGUCACCUACGGCAACAUCGAGGGCAACGCGGCCAAGAGGCGCAAGCAGCAGUACAAGGACAGCCUGAAGAAGCGGCCGGCCUCGGCCAAGUCCCGCCGGGAGUUCGACGAGAUCGAGCUGGCCUACCGCCGCCGGCCGCCCCGCUCCCCGGACCACAAGCGCUACUUCAGGGACAAGGAAGGGCUACGGGACUUCUACCUGGACCAGUUCCGCACCAAGGAGAACUCGCCCCACUGGGAGCACGUGGACCUGACUGACAUCUACAAGGAGCGGAGCGACUCGGUCAGCGGAGGCGGGCCCUGUACCAACAGGUCUCACCUCAAACACGGGGCCGGGGACAAACACGGCGUGGUCGGCGGGGUCCCGGCGCCUUGGGAGAAGAACCUGACCAACGUGGAGUGGGAGGACCGCUCCGGGGGCAACUUCUGCCGCAGCUGCCCCUCGAAGCUGCACAACUACUCCUCGUCGGUGGGAGGGCAGAACUCGGGGCGGCAGGCGUGCAUCCGCUGCGAGGCUUGCAAGAAAGCGGGCAACCUGUAUGACAUCAGCGAGGACAACUCCCUGCAGGAGCUGGACCAGCCGGCGGCCCCGGUGGCCGUGACGUCCAACGCCUCCACCACCAAGUACCCCCAGAGCCCCACCAACUCCAAGGCCCAGAAGAAGAACCGGAACAAGCUCCGCCGGCAGCACUCCUACGACACCUUCGUGGAUCUGCAGAAGGAAGAAGCCGCCUUGGCCCCGCGCAGUGUGAGCCUGAAAGACAAGGGCCGGUUCGUGGAUGGGAGUCCCUACGCCCACAUGUUUGAGAUGCCAGCUGGCGAGAGCACCUUUGCCAACAACAAGUCCUCAGUGCCCACUGCCGGACACCACCACAACAACCCUGGCGGCGGCUACAUGCUCAGCAAGUCGCUCUACCCUGACCGGGUCACGCAAAACCCUUUUAUCCCCACUUUUGGGGACGACCAGUGCUUGCUCCAUGGCAGCAAAUCCUACUUCUUCAGGCAGCCCUCGGUGCCAGGGGCGCCAAAAGCCAGGCCGGACUUCCGCGCCCUUGUCACCACCAAGCCAGUGGUCUCGGCCCUUCAUGGGGCUGUGCCAGGCCGUUUCCAGAAAGACAUCUGUAUAGGGAACCAGUCCAACCCCUGUGUGCCUAACAACAAAAACCCCAGGGCUUUCAAUGGCUCCAGCAAUGGUCAUGUUUAUGAGAAACUUUCUAGUAUUGAGUCUGAUGUCUGAGUGAGGGAAGAGAGAGGUUAAGGGUCAGGAGCAAGGAAAAUAUCAAGACUUCACAUCGGCAGGAAACAUGGAGGCUAGAGAAGCAUCCAGGUAGAACUCUUACUGAUAAAAACACGACAUAGUAAAAAUACCCUUUCUUUGUUGUGAAUGCAAUUGGAGGUCAACCAGAGCACUUACAGCUGUGUUUUUCCUCAUUCACUUGUCAUCUCUUUGACUUAUUACUGUUUCUCAAUUUAGGGGUCUUGAGUUAUUCUAUGUCCUGAGUCAGUUUCAAGUAGCUCACCCUCAAAAGACACACACACACACACACACACACACACACACACACACACACACCACUGUUAGGAUGAGAAGCUGAAAGAGCACAGAGCUUGAACACAUACAUGGUAUUUAAUGUUUCUAAACCAGAGUCCAACAAGUCUGGUACAAUCAGCACUCCCAUGUUUUAAUGACAGAGGACAGAGCCUGCUGUGCAAAACUGGCUACUUUGGGUCCCAGAAAAGAGAACAACAUUGUUACUGAUUGCUCCUGAGACUCCUGAACACUUUUGAUGAUCAGGGAAGUUAUAUUGGUUAUUUCUUGGUAGCUGGCACAAGAAAUGGGGCACAUUUUCUACCACCCAAAAAGGAGUAGAAAACUUUCUGUAAUAGAAGUUGAAGGCUGAAAUAACAAAAAUGUUUUGAGGUGUCAUUCCUUAAACAGUUUUAACUUAAUUCCCAUAUAAAAGGCCCCGAGCUACGGCAGUUUGUAGCCUGAAUCUUCAUCUGUGGAGAAGAAUGGAGUUUCUAGAAUCACCAGCAGCCCACUUAGGCCUCCACCACCUUGAGCCUGUGGUACAUUCUGAGUAAAUUAAAGUAAUUGAUAUGUGGAUGUUGAAUAAUUUACCAUAACCACUAAAUGGCCUCUUUUGGCAGAGGAAUAUUAUCAUCUUUUAAUUUUACAUAUAGGAAAGUUGGAGCACAGCAAAAUUUGAUGAUUAAAUAGGUUAUUCUUGGCAGGCUAUAUAGGAAAUUCUUGGCAGAAACAAACUUGUCUGAAUUUUCAACUCUCAGCCUGGCCCACUGAGUAAUGGUGCCUGAAUUGUCCACCCUACCCUAAGUGUUCAGCAUCUAACAGUGGAGAAAAAUCAUGGAAGCGAGCUGAUUUAUCCAAAUCUUUCCAAUGGAAAUUUGUCUUCUUCUCACACACACACACACACACACACACACACACACUUCACUUGAGUCUACGGAACCAAGUCAAGUAAGAACAAAACAAGAGCUUUGAAAACCAGAAGGGGUAGAAAAGUUUCUAUAAUAAAGAGAAGUUGAAGGCCGAAUAACAUAAGUGUUUUUAAAUUUUGUGGGGUAAGACAUUGUGGAAAAUUAUUAUUAAUAACUUUUUAUGUAGCAUGUAAUUCACGCAAAUAAAAGCUCAAGAAAAACUAAGACAGAGGAUUUCUUCCAGAGUGUUCCAUGGGGAAGGCAGCCUUCAGGAAUGUGUGCAAAGAAUGCCCUGGUACUCUGAAGGUGUCAGUAGUUUGGGUCAGCCCAGAGUGAGGAAGGCCACCUCCAGGGAGUGUUCCCUAGAUUCAUCUUCUGGGGACUGCUACAUAAUUGAGUUAAGUUCCAACACCACAAGUUGGAUUCUAGUAUUAAGGCAUGAGUUAGUUCUGGUAGCAUCAAUAGAAAUAUUAAGAAGACUCACAUACAAAUGAAUUCCAGAAGGAAGGAUCUAUAUCCCCCAGAAACAAUAAUUAUUGCUUGCCUAAAACCUGAAGGAAGGGAGGGAGGGGUGUUUUAAAGACUAAUAAAGAUCUCCUGAGGAUUCUUAUGAUAUCUAGAUUUUACCCCAAGAUUAAAAUGGUGAUUUCUUUAAGCACCCAAGGGCCAGGGAAUCCUGCAACCACCUUUUCUUGUAGUCUACCUGUUCACGAUGAAUGGUAUCAAGCUGAGGAAGUAAUCAGUCUUUCCAAAGAGUUCAGUGACUUUAGUAUGUGUCAUACAACAUUCUCUUUAGAGAUUUUGCUGAUUCUAAGAGCAGUGAAAGAACUCUAAGUGUCCUAGCUUAACGUAGAAUUUAUUUUUCAUUUCAUCCUGUUCCUAGAGGGAAGAUAGGAGAGGAAGUAGGAAGAUGGAAAAGUCCUUAAAUGGGUGAGUGGAGAGUCUUCUAUACUAUCAACUGCACAGUGUAGUCAUUCCCAGAGCCUGGUUCAGAAGCCUGGCUUUAGGAGAGGAUAUGGGCAAAGUGAAGAGUUAAGUUUUAUUUCUAUGCCUGGGAAUGGUGCUGGAGAGGCUAUUAGAACCCUCUUUAAGCUCAAAGUUUAGAAUCAGGCCAAUUACAAAUCUUCCUCUCCUUUUAUCAUCCCAGUAGGCCACAUGAAAUCAUGAUGGUGACAUAGGAAGCUAAGAGAGAGGGGAAGGGCUAUUCUAUCUUGACCCAGGGUAGCUUCAUCUUUCUCAGGAGUGUCAUCACAAAUACUUGGAUCAUAAUGCUCCUUGAUGACAAGUAAGAGGGCCAACAGAGCCUUUGGAGCAUCUUAGUCCCCUGAGAUGACCACUCCCUGUUAUGCUAUAGCUAUAUUCAUUGGAGAAAAAAUCAGGAUUCAUGGGAAUCCUAGGGCAUGAAAUAACAGAGAGUCAUUUAAUCAAAAUGACAGAGCUCUUGUGCUAAAUUUUCAAGACUACAGUAGUAAUAAAAACUGCAAGCCUUAAGCAUAUCUACCAAGAAAACAGUUUAGGGAAGCAUUAUGGAGGGACAUUUUCACAAAGAUCCUUAUCUGCACAAGACUGAAGCCACUGCUAAGCCAAUGUCACAUGUAAAAUGAAGGUACCUUCCCAUUUGAAGUACAUUUAGUGCUGGGCACUAAGUGUCCCAUGGAAAGGCAGAAUGGUUUAGAUAAAGUCAAUUUCAGAGCCCAAGGCACUGCUGAGCAUCAGCCUCCACAUGAGCUCAAACUCCUUCUCACAGCCUGGGGGCAGAAUGUAAUUCCUCUGAUUUUAUAGUUUUGAUUCCUUCCCAACUAAGCUUGUCCAUUUGAUUAUUGGCUUGCACCUUUCAUUUUCUUGGCCUCUUGCUUCCUAUAGCUUAUAUGAAGGAAUCAUCUGUAUAAUCUUGUUUGGGUAAGGCCUGGUAGACAAGAAGAUAAAUGAGACUAAAAACAAAACAAGAAUCUUCUGGGGCAAUUUUGAUUGUAUUGUGAUUUCCUUUGUCUCCUUUUCAAUAUUCUUUGCCACAUGAUGGAGAAAUUUAUCCAGUCUGGUCAUUACCAAUCAAAUAUUUUAUUGGCAAAGUUUGGCAUGAAAAACGAAUAGAAUCAGCAUAUUUCAUUUAAUCUUGACAGUCUUUUGGUUUAUUAUUCUCUCCCCCCGAGUCAUCUCUUCUUUGAGGCAUUUAUCUUCCUCUUUCCUCUCCUGGAAAGUCAUGAUUCCACAACAAAUUUCAGUGGUUGGUGCUGAACAAAAACAAUGGUAGUUGUAAUAAACCAAAAUGCCCAUGUGAGCUUUAUCAUGAGACUAGCCUUCCAAAUUUCUCACCUCACAGCCUUCUUGGCAGCUCUCCUGGUUCCCCUUCAGGUCUUGGUUCCCCUCCUCACCUUCUUUCCUAUAAAGGUGGGAUGUAUUUCUUAAGCUGCAUUAUCAUCUAUCCUAUUAGAUUGUUAAAAGAAACCCUUGGUAGUAAUUUCUCAUGGUUUUCUCACUAUAUUUUAACUUGGGAAGAUGGAAAAGGUAAAAAGAAUGAUAAGCACACAAGUAAGGUUUUAUUACCAGAUAUUUCAACUCAAGGUCAAGUGCUGGGGAAGUGGGUGACCUCCAGUGAUAGCCUGCGGUUUUGCUAGUGGAGACGGGUGUGCUCUGGAAUAUUAAGCAACUUCUGUGAGAGUAUGCACCAGGGCUUUGACCGAGGUACCUGUCAUGUGCAUGAAAGCAUUUUGUGGUUGUUAUAGUCUUCCCUUUUUUAUUGUUGCAAAGCACAGGUCCUGCACGAUGGGAGAGGCUUGAGUUUCAGUUUGAACAUGCUGGUGACAGAACUUUUUAUAGGGUGGACAGGGAGCGACCACCAUGUUUCUAAAUGUAUUUCACCCAAUGAUCUGUUGUUGCACAUUCUUUCUUUAACCAUUAAUAUUAUGUCUUCUGUUGAAAUGAGAGCAAGAAGGUGGACUAGGAAACAGAUUCAGUGACAAGCAGACAGAAAGCUUUGUUCUAAAAAGAAUGCUCUUCACAGAGCUGAGAAGAACCUAGAAGCAAGGAAGGGAGAAGCCAGGGCAGAAUGGUUUGGGGUAAAGAGACAAUGACCCUGGCAUCCCGAUGUUCUGGUUUACUCUGUAAGAAGUAUGUUUGCUGUUCCCUAUCAGCUCUGGCAGAAGGAGAAGCUGUGCUGCUGAUGAUUAUGCAGGAAAUGGUGACAGCCUGACUUUAGAGAGAGGCAUUGUCUUCCAGGAAGAUGCUGAUGAGCAUGACACCUUACCUUUUCCAAACCUUGUCUACAAAUCUUUAGGGCAGCCCCUCUCAAAUGAUUUAUAGUCUCCAGUUAAGAAUAUUCUGAGUAGAAGGCCAUUAUGAUUACACUUACUUAAAUUGGGAAGCCAAGGGCAGUGUGGGGAGCAAAACACAUCUGGGGAAUAGAGUUAGUAGAACCUUUUGCUCAGUUUUGGAAUGAUUUUGGAUCACAAAGUUAGGUGACCUCUGAGAAAGAAAAUCUUUAAAUAAGAUUAUAUCUCCCCAUCUCCAGUGAAAACACCAGGUUUAUAAUCUGAUUACCAUUUACUUCAGGAAGGAAAUGGGUCGAUUAAAUUACAAAUAAGCAUUUACAGAUUGAUUUCAUCCUGAGUAUUACACAUAUUAACAUGGAAUUUACUGACUCAGACAUGAUCUUUUAAGCUAUAAAAUAUUAUUGAAGGGCAAUAGAUCAGAUGUUCUGAGCUAAAACGUUAACUAAUCCUCUGAAACAUUCAGAGUCUCUAUAAAUUCUAUUGUAUACACAAAGGAUUUGGGAGUUAGGCAACAGAAGGAGAGGUUCAGAGAGCUGUUGACUGAGACUCGAGGUCAUUUCUUAAUGAUUAAAAAAUGAUAAUAAACCUAAAUCUUCACUUUAUAAGAGAGCAGAGAAAAUGAGCUCUAUCCUCAUUUAGAUAUUUGGUUAAAAUUUAGAAUAAAUAUCCAGAAUUUUUUCCUGAAAUCUUCUUUUGGAGAGAUUUGGCCUGCAGUGUAUGAGAAUGUUUUGGAGAGAUGAUUUAAUCACAUAUUGAUAUUUAUUGCGUGGGAACCCCAUGCCAGGGAUACAAAGGUGAACAAUCAGGCCCUCAUGAAGGUUACAUACUGAAAGGAAAUAGACAAUAAACAAAUAAACAUAUUUCAUGUCAGAGAUUGCAAAGUGCUGUGAGAAAAAUGAGGCAGAUUAAGGGAAUAGGAGAUUAUGAUUGGGUAUAUGGUUGUUACUUUUUAUAGGGUGGACAGGAGAAGCUUCUAUAAAAAAAAGUAAUAUGUGAGCAAGGCUUAGAGGGAAUGAGCCUUGGGGCUUUCUAUGUGAAAGGCUUUUCAAGUGAAAAUAACUACAAAGGCUGUGUGGUUAAGCCCCAUGCUUAGAGUACUUGAGGAAGAGCCAGGAGGCCAAUACUUGAGGACAGAAUGUGAGAGGUGAGGCCAGGUAGGUGUUAUUGACCCAUAAGUCUUAUACGCUAAAUACUGGUAAAUAUUUGGGUUUCUACUAAGAGCAAGAUGCAAAGUCACUAGAAAGUUCUGGGUAGAGAGUGAUGUGAACCCAGACUUCCAUUUAAAAGGAAGCAUUGUGACUGUUGUAUUGAGAAUAUAUAUUGUGAGAGGGUGGGCAAUAGAAAAACAGCUAGACCAGUUAGUAGGCUACUGCAAUAAUCCAAGUCAAUGACUAUGGUGCUAACAAAGGAAGUGGUGAGAAGUGGUGAAUUCUGGAAAUAUUUUUAAAGGUUUGCUGAUGAAUUAGAUAUCAAGUAAGAGAAAGAAAAGAAUCAAGAAUCACCCUAGAAUUUUCAGCCUCAGCUACUGGAAUUUUGGAGUCACCAUUAAUAAGAUAAGAAUCCUGCAAGUGAAGUAGAUUGCGAAAGAGAACCUUAUAGCAAUAUGCCCAUCAGACAUCCAAAUGGAAAUGUUGAUUGGCUAUAUGAACCUGGAAUUUAGGAAAGAGGUAGAACCUGAAUAUAUAAUUUAUAAUUCAUAAGCAUUUGGAUAGUACUGAAGCCUUGAGGCUGGAUCUAGGGAGUGAGUGCAGAUAGAAGAGAGCUUCCAGCAUGUUCAGAGCCCCAGGAGAUGAGCCACUGGGAGAAGUGGCCAGGGGUAAGUCAGGCUCUACUGAGUAGAAUAAGAUAAUCUGCAAACAUGUAGAUCGCUCCAUUGAUGACCUGGAAAAGUUUAGCGGAUUGCUAGGGACAAAAGCAUGAUAGGGGCGGGUUCAAGAAAGAGUGGGAG
Myotis brandtii (Brandt's bat) is the source of this 11567-nucleotide messenger RNA. It is a transcript of the gene GRIN2B, whose product is annotated as glutamate receptor, ionotropic, N-methyl D-aspartate 2B. NCBI's taxonomy places the organism in Eukaryota, Metazoa, Chordata, Mammalia, Chiroptera, Vespertilionidae. Gene Ontology annotation, cellular component: NMDA selective glutamate receptor complex; postsynaptic density membrane; plasma membrane. The transcript is spliced from 15 exons. Gene Ontology annotation, biological process: monoatomic ion transport; synaptic transmission, glutamatergic; long-term synaptic potentiation. The record is from RefSeq and is a predicted model, not a curated record. Gene Ontology annotation, molecular function: NMDA glutamate receptor activity; transmitter-gated monoatomic ion channel activity involved in regulation of postsynaptic membrane potential. Bases 712 to 5148 code for a protein of 1478 amino acids.